Messenger RNA from Zychaea mexicana, 543 nucleotides. RefSeq lists its product as uncharacterized. Gene Ontology annotation, molecular function: dolichyldiphosphatase activity. Lineage: Eukaryota; Fungi; Mucoromycota; Mucoromycetes; Mucorales; Lichtheimiaceae. Gene Ontology annotation, cellular component: intracellular membrane-bounded organelle; endoplasmic reticulum membrane. Gene Ontology annotation, biological process: lipid biosynthetic process; protein N-linked glycosylation. The transcript has 3 exons. Bases 1 to 543 code for a protein of 180 amino acids. The record is from RefSeq and is a predicted model, not a curated record.
AUGGACGAGCUGGCAUCACUGUCUCUCACCCAUGUCCAAUUCGAUCCGCGCGACAAGAUUGCCUACUGGCUUGCAUAUAUUACCUUGUCACCACUCGCCAUUCUCGUCUUUUAUGCCUCAGUUAUUGUCAGUCGUCGCGAAGUUGCAGGAAUUCUCAUGCUGGCUGGCCAAUUAUGUAAUGAAGGCCUGAAUGCUGUUCUCAAGGAAUAUCUGCAAAUUGCUCGUCCACAUGCCCACCUCGGCACCGGGUAUGGUAUGCCUUCAAGUCAUGCCCAGUUUGUCUGCAUAUAUCUCGGUUACCAUAGCUUACCUCAAGUGAUGGCGGGUAGUUUUGCUGGAUUGGCUUUUGGAGUAGUAUGGUAUGCCCUUACAGAACUUGGCCUCCGCAAAUCAGGAUGUAUUCAGUGGGCACUGGACCAACCAGUAGCAAAGCGAUUGUAUCUACGAGAUAUGCGUGCUAUUGACAAUGUGGCAAGAUGGGAAUAUCAACAGUGGGAGCAACAAGUAAGGCAUCGUCAAGGAUCUGAGAACAAGCAAGAAUAG